Ruditapes philippinarum (Manila clam) is the source of this 3726-nucleotide messenger RNA. RefSeq lists its product as uncharacterized. The transcript is spliced from 12 exons. The annotation marks the transcript as partial. The record is from RefSeq and is a predicted model, not a curated record. Lineage: Eukaryota; Metazoa; Mollusca; Bivalvia; Venerida; Veneridae.
AUUAUGGGAACGCCCCUGGCGGGCUGUCGGGCGGGCGGCAUCCAAUUUUGUCCGGAGCAUAUCUCCUACAUGUAUGGAGGGAUUUUAAUGAAACUUCAUAGAAAUGUUCACCACUAUGAGGAGCAGUGUCGCGCACAUGAACCAGGUCUCUAGGUCAAAGGUCAAGGUCACACUUAGAGCUCAUUGAAAAAUGCUUGUCCGGAGCAAAACUUCCACAUGCAUAGAGGGAUUUCAAUAUUACUUGGCACAAAUGUUCACCAUUGUGAGGCGGAGUGUCGCGCGCAAGAUUCAGGUCCUUGCGGCCAAGGUCAAGGUCACACAUAGAGGUCAAAGUGCAGAUAAAAAUAUGAAGAUGUGUAUAUGGACCAUUUAGUCAUCAUUUAUUGAGGGAUUGUAACACAAGUGGUCAUUAUCAAGACUAUGGCUGUGAUACAUAUAAUUUAGGUCAAUAUAUACAAGGUCAAUGUCACUAAAGAUGAUGAAAUAUCCAGAUUUUGUCCGGAGCAUAUCUCCUACACGCAUGGAUGGAUUUUAAUGAAAUUUCAUAGAAAUGUUCACCAUUAUGAGAAGCCAUGUCAUGCACAUGAACUAGGUCAAAGGUCAAGGUCACACUUAGAGCUCAUUGAAAAACGCUUGUCCGGAGCAAAACUUCCACAUGCAUAGAGGGAUUUCAAUAUAACUUGGCACAAAUGUUCACCAUUGUGAGGCGGAGUGUCUCGCACAAAAUUCAGGUCCCUGCAGCCAAGGUCAAGGUCACACAUAGAGGUCAAAGUUUAGAUAAAAAUAUGAAGAUGUGUAUAGGGAUGAUUAAAUCAUCAUUUAUUGAGGGAUUGUAGCACAAAUGGUCAUUAUCAUGACUACGGCUGUGACACAUGUACUUUAGGUCAAUAUAUGCAAGGUCAAGGUCACUAAAGAUGGUGAAAUAUGCAGAUUUUGUCUGGAGCAUAUCUCCUUCAUGUAUGGAAGAAUUUUUAUGAUACUUUAUGGAAAUGUUCACCACCAUGAUAUGUAUUGCUCCAUGCAUGAUCCAGGUCAAAGGUCAAGGUCACACUUAGAGCUCAUUGAAAAACGCUUGUCCGGAGCAAAACUUCUACAUUCAUAGGGGGAUUUCAAUAUAAUUUGGCACAAAUGUUCACCAUUGUGAGGCUGAGUGUCGCACGCAAAAUUCAGAUCCCUGCGACCAAAGUCAAGGUUACACAUAGAGGUCAAAGUUCAGAUAAAAAUUUGAAGAUGUGUAUAGGGACCAUUUAGUCAUCAUUUAUUGAUGGAUUGUAGCACAAAUGGUAACUAUCAUGACUACAGGUGUGACACAUUUAAUUUAGGUUAAUAUUUGCAAGGUCAAGGUCACUGGAGAUGAUUAAAUAUCCAGAUGUUGUCCGGAGCAUAUUUUCUACAUGCAUGGAGGAAUUUUAAUGUUACUUUAUAGAAUUGUCCACCACCAUGAGACGUAGUGCCCUGCACAUGAACCAAGUCUCUAGGUCAAAGGUGAAGGUCACAGUUAGACGUCAUAGAAAAACGCUUGUCUGGAGCUUCUACAUGCAUAGAGGGAUUUCAAUAUAAUUUGGCACAAAUGUUCAUCAUUGUGAGGCUGAGUGCCGUGCAUAAAAUUCAGGUCCCUGCGACCAAGGUCAAGGUCACAUAUCCUGUGCAUAUCUUCCCUACUGAUUUGUUUUAAGGUUCAUUUAACAACACUGUGCCAAGAAUAAAAACUUGCUUCCUAGAUAACACUUAUCCAUAAUGCCCCCAUCUCCAUCUAAAGCUUUCGUAAACGGGCGUAUUUUGUGACUAUGGCACCCUUGUUUUAUAUAGAUAAUGAAAAAAAAAAGAUGUAAACAAGGGACUCCACUGAGGUUUUUUUACAUGAGGGGACUGAAAAUACUUUUUCCAGAUAAAUGUACCAUUUGAUGUAGGUGUAGACCACGAAUCUUUGUGCAAACUUUCAGAUCAUUCACGCACUUCGUUUUUCCAUUAUGAUUAUUCAAAUUGUAAAGAAAUGACCCAAAAUGAAAAGUGUUUAAACGCUUUUCACUCAAAUAAGGCUAAGAAAAGCAUAAUACUACGAUUUUCGAUUUAUUUUAAGGUGUAUUUCUUAACUAUCUUUGCAUAUAUUCCGUUUAAAGCGCCCCAGUUCAUUUAUGUAAGAAAUUCUAAUGUUAUGAUUUUUAGGCUUUUAAACCUCAGUGUAGUCCCUUUAAUUAUGUACAUUUGUGAAAUGAAAAGAUCUUCAUUUCAAAAAAAUAGUUCAAAUGUCCUUACUGUAUCCUGCAAUUUAAAUAAAAUGGUGUCCGAACUUUUGAGCAGAUGUCCGUGCUUUAACCUCUAUUGUCCGUACUUACCCAGUUUUACAUAGCUCAAUAAAUGUGCAAAUUGUGAUAUUGUUUGGCAUAACGAAAACGUCCGUGUAGAUUGUCAUCCAAAUGACAACAGCCAAUCACAUUUAGGAUAUCUUUUGCAUAAUGUCAUGGCGGAAAAACCCCUACUUUCGAUUUAAACAUCCGUGAUAAUUAAUAUAUAUAUAAAUAAUGUACUGUUAACUUUUAUAUCAGUUCUUUGAAUUUACAUAAUUAAGGUUGACUUUUACCCGAUAUAUUGGAAUAAACUAAGUCAUAAAACAAGUAAUAGUUUGUAUUACUUUUGUGUUCGAGGUUUUUAUCCGAAGUUUGACGAAAAGGGCGGAGAAGUUGUGAUUAGUCAAUUGUGAAACAAUUAAAACCGCCAUGUCUGUUUGUAAAUGGAUGUAAAGUAACUAUGUGGCAGGAAGGUGACUCUAAAUCUGGAUCAGAUAAGUUUGUUGAAAGUGAUGAAAAGCAGGAACAAAAGUCGGAAAUUGUUGAAGAUGACAUCAAAGAAAAAGAACAUAAAAAGAUCGCAGUCAAUGAUGACCUUGAAACGAAAACACACGAAGACUCUUUAACAGCGGGAAAUGCACAUUUCCCUCCCAGUUUAUGUACUGCCAAAAAAGAGAUUUCAUCUGAUAUGGAAGGAGAACGAGAACGAGAACUUAAUUUUAAAAGAAGGAGAUAUUUCAGUUCUAUUAAGGGCGUAAAUACAGUUUUGUGCAUCGAUACUUCUGACACCAUGAAACUAAAUGAUGCUUGGGAUCAAACAAAGGCGUUUGUCAAUGAUUAUGGAUCAGAAAACACAAAACUUAGCGGCGGCAGUAAAUUAGAAGCUGGAUUGAGGUUCUCAAAAAAUGCUGUGAUAAGCCUCGACAAUUAUGUUUUUAAUGUUAACAAAACUCGGAUAUCGCCCCGGAUAGUUGUUAUAACCGAUGGUAGGGCUGUUGUUCAGAAUCAGUCUAAAGUAACCGGAAAUGAAGAGUUCAAUCGUUUAAAAGAAGAAAUGACUGGUAUUCGAGAAAUGGACAUCGAAACUCAUUUCGUGUAUGUUGGAGAUCCAGAUUAUAUAUUCUUACAUAAACUUCGCGAAAUCAGUGCAGGAGAACUCCUACCCCACACUUCAGGUCCGAAAGUAGCAAAGGACGCAGUAUUCAAGUGCAUUUUGCAUGAUGAAAAAGACUUCUUGACGAGUAAGUUGAAAAAUUCCAUUAAUGAGAAUGAUGCUAGCACAAAAGAUGUUGACGGAGAUAUUGGUAACGUGCUUGAGGAGAUGCUUCAGCUAUUUUUCAAAGAUGAUGGCAGGUUAAUAAAAAGGCUGUUGAAUGAAACAUCUGCAAUGAAAGAAAUGAUUGAAAAAGAUCAAUCCGAUGAUAAAGACAUUGACAAA